Molecule: messenger RNA, 1900 nt
Organism: Owenia fusiformis
Lineage: Eukaryota; Metazoa; Annelida; Polychaeta; Sabellida; Oweniidae
Source: the annotation of a GenBank genome assembly
AGCUGUUCAACAUGGCAAAGAGACUUUACUUUGCUUCUAAUCAUUAUGUUAGGCGGUUAUGCAAGUUUGGGAAACGCUUCAUGUCAACAACAAGUUGUAUAGAACCUUCUUCAGGCCUUACAGAGGAACAAAGACACAUUCAAGAAAUGGCAACUAGUUUUGCUAAAAAUGAACUAGCCCCAAAUAUGUCAACCUGGGAUCAGGAGGAAUAUUUUCCAAAAGAGACAAUGAUGACUGCUGGCAGUCUGGGUUUUGGUGCAAUAUAUUGCAAAGAUGACUAUGGUGGUACUGGUCUAUCACGUCUGGAUGCAUCUGUAAUUUUUGAAGCCUUGUCACAAGGAUGUGUUAGUACAACUGCUUACAUAAGUAUACACAACAUGUGUGCAUGGAUGAUAGACACAUUUGCCAAUGACACAUUACGUGAACAUUGGAUACCUAAGCUGGCUACCAUGGAAACGUUAGCAUCAUAUUGUCUAACUGAGCCAGAAAGUGGAAGUGAUGCUGCUUCUCUCUCUACAUAUGCUAAGAGACAAGGAGAUAUGUAUAUUCUUAAUGGAACUAAGUCAUUCAUAAGUGGAGGAGGGGAAACUGAUGUAUAUGUUCUGAUGUGUCGAACAGGAGAGAAGGGGCCUAAGGGAAUUACUUGCCUUCUCAUUGACAAAGACUCACCAGGUCUUAGCUUUGGGCAGAAGGAAAGAAAGAUGGGAUGGAACUCGCAGCCUACCAGGCAAGUCAUAAUGGAAGAUUGUGAAGUGCCAGUGUCCAAUAGAAUAGGGGAAGAGGGCCAAGGGUUUGCCAUAGCAAUGAAUGGACUCAAUGGAGGUAGAAUUAAUAUAGCUUCCUGUUCACUGGGAGGUGCACAUGCCUGUAUAGAGCUAGCCAGAGAUCAACUAUUAUCUAGGAAGCAGUUUGGUCAAGAACUGGCUAAUUUUCAGUUUUUACAAUAUCGUCUCGCAGAAAUGGCAACAAGACUUGUUGCAUCACGUCUAAUGGUACGUAACGCAGCUAGAGCACUCCAGGACAAGUCCCCUGAUGCGGUUGCACUGUGCUCCAUGGCAAAGUUAUAUGCAACGGAGGAGUGUUCCCAGAUAUGUAAUCAGGCCCUUCAGAUGUUUGGGGGUUAUGGCUACCUAAAGGACUACCCUGUACAGCAGUAUCUCAGAGACCUUAGGGUCCAUGAGAUCUUAGAAGGAACAAAUGAAAUUAUGCGGAUGCUUAUAUCCAGGGACUUACUAAAACACUGAAACAGAGGAGGUUCAAUCCCAGGUACCCCACAAUGAACUGCUCACGUGACCCAUUCAUAGAAUCUCAGAAUAAAGCAGUUUCAUCCUCAGCUUAAUACAACGGGAGGAUUAGAAUGUCUAUGCAAAUCCAAUAACAUUAUUGUUGUUAGAUAAAUGCAUUAUCUAUUGUUAAAGUAAAACUGGAACAAAUCGUGGAAACACAAAUGAAGGAAACACCAAAAGUGUUUUUUAUAUCGGAUAUAGAGCUUAAGGUGGGGCUAGUGGAUAUCUUUUGCUUUUUGGGAGCAUGAGGUCAGCAUUGCCAAUAUUACUCAUAUUACUCUGCCUACCUUUAGCCUAUGCUAAUAAACUCACAGACCUUGAAGAUAUCGUUUGAGCUGAUAAAUCAACGAGAAUUACUGGGUAAAUUGCUCCAUUCAAGGAGAAAGGUGAUCAAAGUGUCUACUGCUGUGUAAGAUUUCUCGUGUAAGAUGUCAACGAUUUAUGGACAUGCAAUAUGUGAUUGGCGUCUUCCCAUUACUGUACAUUAUACUACCUCCUACUAAUCUUGGACGCUUGUGAUUUAAAAGGCAGCUAAAUAUAUCAUGAACUAACUUAUUUCCAUGUAACACUAGCAUGUAAUGGUCACAAAAUUAGACCAGAAAAUCAAUGCUAUG